Asterias rubens (European starfish) is the source of this 2329-nucleotide messenger RNA. Its product is annotated as EF-hand and coiled-coil domain-containing protein 1-like. The coding region runs from base 200 to 2329 and encodes 709 amino acids. The record is from RefSeq and is a predicted model, not a curated record. Lineage: Eukaryota; Metazoa; Echinodermata; Asteroidea; Forcipulatida; Asteriidae. The transcript is spliced from 6 exons.
CUGGGGGCACUUCAUGGUCAAACUCUUGGGUGUAAUCACUUGGCUGAUCGGUAGCCUCUCUGUCAAGUGCUCUUCAUACCCGCAUAAGACUACGCGAGGGAGUACAUCUUCAUACGAUAGCACUGUGGUGGUACCGAUGGUGUUCGCUGUUAAUAUACAGUAACUCUGCACUUGUAAGUAAGAGACGGGAGCGGAUAACAUGGAGAGACCCGAAUCGAUUAUCUUGCCGGCUCGGCGUUCACAGUGGCUGGUCAGUGCCCUGGCGUAUGCUUUUGGCCUUGACCAAGGAAUCGAAAAUGAAGUUGUUGUUCUCGCAACCGGCAUCGAUCAGUACAUUCAAGAGAUCUUCCACCAUUUGGACAUACUUGGAAAAGAUCGAAUACAUCUGUCGGAUUUUAAUAUCUUAAUGGAAGUGAUUGGUUUCAAAAGCUUAAGUCCACUGACAGAAGAGUCUGAAGAGAGUGGCACUGUUGGUGAUCAGUCAAGAGAAUUAUCCUUCAAGGAAUUCCACUCCAAAUUGGUUCAGUGUUUUCUUGGAGAAGAUGGCAACAGCCCGACUGAUGAGAGUUACUCAGUGAAGAGGUGGGACAAUGCAGAUAAGUUUGUUGAGGCAGAGGUUCGCGUGGUGCCGAGGAGUGGGCUCAGCAUCCGCACCAUGUGCACUGAGUGUUUCCAAAAAAGACCACUCACCGAGGUGUAUCAUUCGGUAAUGUACAAACAGGGAAGACUGAACUGCGUUGAUGGCAUGGUCGAGGUGGAUUCUCACAUGAAAAGUGACUUUGAGAACAUUACAUUGACACCAGAUGAUCCUGCGAACACGGGGAACGAUCUGGCAAUGACAAAGUUGCAGCAAGAAAAUGAGGGUCUGAGGGAAAUCAUCGAGGACAUGAGGCAAGCCCUGCAGAGCAGCGACGCCCGCCACCUGGCCCUCCUGGUCUCAUUGCAGAAGUUAAAAACAGCAGCGCGCGAGAACCAAACACCGUUCCCACCGCUGCCACCAAAACUACCCGGACAUUCCUCCAUACGCCCGCAAAACGCAGUCACACUGGCACGGGAACUGAGUCGGCUUCGUGAGGACAGAGACAACCAGCUAGAAGAAGCCAUCUGCUACACACAGUCUCUGGAAGCUGAUCUCUGGCAAUCGAAGAAGAACCAGACCCAUCUUGAGCAGAGUAAGUCGUUCCUGCUCGGCAAGCAGCAGUCUCUGACCCAGCGUCUGUGCUCCGCCAGGGAGACUCUGAGCAGUGGGUUGGAGAGAGUCAGAGAGUUGGAGAAACAAGUGGAAGGAAUCGACAAUCUGCAGAGUAAACUGACGGAGUGGAAGAAUCGCGAACGGGAGAAGACCGAGUGCAGUGCCAAAUCACCCGACGGGUUUCCUCACGAGGACCCGAACGGUUCGUCGGACGUGUCCGGCGGGACGUCGGUAAUAUCCGGUGGGACGUCGGUAAUCUCCGGUGGUUCUCUUGAUGACUCGAGCGGAACUUCGGAGGAUUCCGGAGGUGAUCUUCUCACUGGUAUGGACUCGGGUUGUGUGUCGGACAACGAGAGAGGUUCCCCGACGUCUGCAGGGAGCGAGACGGAUAGUAGUUCUGUUGCCAGUGGAAGCAUAUCGGAUGAAGACUCGGUUUGGCAGGAAGAAGACAACAAGCACAACAACAACAAUAACAACAAUAACAACAACUGCGCAAGCUCGUCGCUGACAGGCGUAUUGAACAACGCUGAUUGGCUGAUCAAGUUGACGCAGGUGCAGAAGCACCUUCUGGAGACGGAGGUUCAGAAAGGCCAGGCAGAGGGACAGUUUAAACAAAUUAAAGCUGAUUUGCUCCACGAGUUGAACACCAAGCUCAAGGAGACGGAGCAGUAUCAGACGGAGAUUCAAUGUCUUGAGACGGAGAGGGUCAGACUGUCCCUGAUUGAAGCUACCGUAGGGGAGGUCAUAUCACUACUCCGGAAACUCAGAAAUCUGAAUCUAUCUCGUCGGUCUGCUGGCAAGAUUCUGAUGGACACACUAGAAGUCUGCCUGAAAGACAACUACAACUCGGAUUCAGAAAACGAAGUGAGGAGCUUCCUGAAUUUCCUGCACAAGCAGCUAAUGCACCACGACCUGCUGAGACUCAAUGGUAUAUCGGUCCGAGGCACCCAAUCAACACCAAACAGCCCUGAGAUGCGGCGUUCGGCAGCGGCCGCUGGUGGCAGUGUGCGACUCAGCACGGACUUCUACCAGUUCAACAGCAGCACAUCCAAGAAGCUGUGUCGUGAGGCCUCCGAGUCCAAUGAUGUGGAAGACAUGGUGUGUAAUGGUAACAUGGAAAGCCCCACUGAAAUCUGA